AUAUGGAUACUGCGACUGUCUCUUCCCCUUGGCUUCUGGGCUUGGCUACGCUUGCAUUAGCCAGCCUCCUUUAUCGGCUUCUUAAGAUCUUUAAUCGUCCUUCUCUUCCUCUCCCUCCUGGUCCUACACCAUGGCCUAUAGUAGGAAAUAUGCCUCACCUUGGCCCUAUGCCGCACCAGGCUCUAGCCGCCCUCGCUCGCCACCACGGUCCUCUCAUGCACCUCCGCAUCGGCGUCGUUCACAUAGUGGUGGCCGCCUCCGCUUCAGUCGCCGAGCAGUUCUUGAAGGUUCAUGAUGCCAACUUCUUGAGCCGCCCACCCAACGCCGGAGCCAAGUACUUGAUGUAUAACUAUCAUGACCUCCUCUUCGCUCCCUACGGCCCACGGUGGCGGAUGCUCCGAAAGAUCACCGCCGUCCAUAUGUUCUCCAGCAAGGCCCUCGAUGAUUGUAGGCAUUUCCGUCAGGAAGAGGCAAGAAGGCUGGUAAGUAAUCUGGCAAAGGUUGGGUCAAGUGCUGUGCAAUUAGGGCAACUGGUGAACAUAUGUGUGACUAACGCGCUAGCAAGGGCAAUGAUAGGGCGGCGCGUGUUCAACGACGUUAGCGGCGGGAGCGAUCCCAAGGCGGAGGAGUUCAAGUCAAUGGUAAUGGAAAUGAUGGAGUUGGGCGGAGUUUUCAACAUCAGUGACUUCGUCCCGGCGUUGGAGUGGCUCGACGUCCAAGGAGUUCAUGCCAAGAUGAAGAAGCUGCACAAGAGGUUCGACUCAUUCCUGACCAACAUCGUCGAGGAACACAAGGCUUCUGAGAGACACAACCACAAGGACUUGUUGAGCACGUUAUUGUCGCUUAAGGAAGUUCAGAAUGACGAAGGAGCUACUCUCACCAACGUUGAGAUCAAGGCCCUACUUAUGAACUUGUUUGCCGGUGGGACAGACACGACAACAAGCACAACGGAGUGGGCCAUGUCAGAGCUGAUUAAGCACCCGAGCAUGCUGGCUCGAGUCCGGCAAGAGCUAGACUCAGUUGUGGGUAGAAACAGACUCGUGAACGAGUCAGAUCUACAGAAUCUGUCAUACUUGCAGGCUUUCAUAAAGGAGACCUUUCGUCUCCACCCUCCAACUCCUCUCUCUCUGCCGAGGAUCUCAGAUAGCGACUGUGAGAUCUUGGGUUACCACAUCCCCAAGGGCGCGACUCUGCUGGUGGAUAUCUGGGCCAUAGGUCGUGACCCUAACGAGUGGUCCGAGCCGUCGGUGUUCAAGCCUGAGAGGUUCCUUCCCGGCGGCGAGAAGGCUGACGUCGAUAUUAAGGGGUAUGACUUUGAGGCCAUCCCGUUCGGUGCUGGUCGUAGGAUCUGUCCUGGCGUGAGUCUGGGCCUCAGCAUGGUUCAGCUUCUAACAGCAACUAUGGCCCAUGCUUUUGAGUGGGACCUGGAGGAUGGAGUUAACCCAGAAAAGCUUGACAUGGAAGAGGUUUAUGGGAUAACCCUCCAACGAAAGGUCCCCUUGGCAGUGAACCCAAGACCCAGGCUCGCCCCACAUGCUUACUCCUAGUUUGUCCGCCUUCAUCCCAUGUCUCAUGUUUUGAGCUGAAGACUUUAGACUGUCUGCUGAUAGCCAAGUUAAAUAAAUCGUAGACAAAUAUACGAGUGUGUCGGAUAUAUUUCUUAAAUGUGCUUUCUGAUGUGCUUGCAAAUAUUUUUUGGGUUCCGUUGCCCCAUGAGAUGUAGAAUUUCUAAAUAAAA
Neltuma alba is the source of this 1738-nucleotide messenger RNA. RefSeq names its product flavonoid 3'-monooxygenase-like. Gene Ontology annotation, molecular function: monooxygenase activity; heme binding; oxidoreductase activity, acting on paired donors, with incorporation or reduction of molecular oxygen. Lineage: Eukaryota; Viridiplantae; Streptophyta; Magnoliopsida; Fabales; Fabaceae. The transcript has 3 exons. Bases 3 to 1547 code for a protein of 514 amino acids. The record is from RefSeq and is a predicted model, not a curated record.